AUGAUUACCGGUGCCGCUCAAAUGGAUGGUGCUAUUAUUGUUGUUGCUGCCACUGAUGGUCAAAUGCCACAAACCAGAGAACAUUUGUUGUUGGCUAGACAAGUCGGUGUUCAAGAUUUGGUUGUCUUUGUUAACAAAGUCGACACUAUUGAUGACCCAGAAAUGUUGGAAUUGGUUGAAAUGGAAAUGAGAGAAUUAUUGACUACUUACGGUUUUGAUGGUGAUAACACUCCUGUUAUCAUGGGUUCUGCUUUGAUGGCCUUGCAAGGUAAACAACCAGAAAUUGGUGAACAAGCUAUCAUGAAAUUGAUGGACGCUAUUGAUGAACACAUUCCAACCCCAACCAGAGACUUGGAACAAUCUUUCUUGAUGCCAGUUGAAGAUGUCUUCUCCAUUUCUGGUAGAGGUACUGUUGUUACUGGUAGAGUCGAAAGAGGUGUCUUAAAGAAGGGUGAAGAAAUUGAAAUUGUUGGUGGUUUCGAAAAACCAUUCAAGACCACUGUUACUGGUAUUGAAAUGUUCAAGAAAGAAUUAGAUGCUGCUAUGGCUGGUGACAACUGUGGUGUCUUGUUGAGAGGUGUCAAGAGAGACGAAAUCAAGAGAGGUAUGGUUUUGGCUAAACCAGGUACUGCUACUUCCCACAAGAAAUUCUUGGCUUCCAUGUAUAUCUUAACUGCUGAAGAAGGUGGUCGUUCCACUCCAUUCGGUGAAGGUUACAAGCCACAAUGUUUCUUCAGAACUAACGAUGUUACCACUUCCUUCUCUUUCCCAGAAGGUGAAGGUGUUGACCACUCCCAAAUGGUUAUGCCAGGUGACAACAUUGAAAUGGUCGGUGAAUUGAUUAAAGCCUGUCCAUUAGAAGUCAACCAACGUUUCAACUUGAGAGAAGGUGGUAAGACUGUCGGUACUGGUUUGAUCACCAGAAUUAUCGAAUAA
Candida tropicalis MYA-3404 is the source of this 936-nucleotide messenger RNA. RefSeq names its product translation elongation factor Tu (gene TUF1). Gene Ontology annotation, biological process: mitochondrial translational elongation. Lineage: Eukaryota; Fungi; Ascomycota; Pichiomycetes; Serinales; Debaryomycetaceae. Gene Ontology annotation, cellular component: mitochondrion. Bases 1 to 936 code for a protein of 311 amino acids. The record is from RefSeq and is a predicted model, not a curated record. Gene Ontology annotation, molecular function: GTPase activity; translation elongation factor activity; GTP binding. The transcript has a single exon.